Messenger RNA from Nannochloropsis gaditana CCMP526, 577 nucleotides. RefSeq names its product cytochrome c oxidase assembly mitochondrial. The transcript has 3 exons. The record is from RefSeq and is a predicted model, not a curated record. The coding region runs from base 210 to 413 and encodes 67 amino acids. Gene Ontology annotation, biological process: mitochondrial respiratory chain complex IV assembly. Gene Ontology annotation, cellular component: mitochondrion.
ACAGGCAUCACAACAGCCUCGUUCACCAGCGCUUUGGAGGUGAACCCUUCGGUGACAAAUUUUGGCUGAAACCCGACGCGGCGGGAGGGGUUCCCACACGCAGGGCUUGCGGGUUCAGAUAUAUAUUGCGGCGCACAAGAAAGCAGGCAUCAUUCGCUCUGGUAGCAGCUUUGUUGGUUGAGGAUUGUUGAAUACACAUCAUUACCCACAUGCCCAAGUCUUGUAAGGAAGCUGCCUAUGCCCUAUUGGCCUGCAUGCAGCAGCAGCCCUGUAUGAAGACGGGAGGUUCCCUGACCGAAUGCCUGAAAAGCGAGGACGUGGAUGCUUGCUCGGUGCAACGCAAUGCGUAUUUCCUCUGCAAACGCUCGCAGCUGGACAUGCGAACUCGUAUAAGAGGCACGCGCGUCUACUAGAGGCACCCGCGUCUACUUGGUCGCUCGACAAGCCAGUCUCCAGCCCUCUAAUCGAUAAGUGAGGUUGAAAAAGGAGGGUUGUUUACGAAAGGAAAAAGCUUUGGAAAGGGGAAAGAAAAGUACGGCUGUCCGACGUUCAGAGAUACCUCUCUUUUCCUGCGAAA